CUGAGUUCGAACCCGGUAUUUUUCCCAAUUUGGGAACCCUAGGUGGUUUGCAGUUCGUUCAUCCGUUCGUUUAUCCACUUGUACCCAAUUUGGUGUUAUAGGAAAUAAGAUUGUUCAUACCACCCCAAUUAGGCAUCUCAAAAGUGGGCCGAAUAGAGUGGCACUGCCAACUCAAAUCUCUUUGUUGUUAUAGAGUUGUAUUGAAUUUGAAUUGUAAGAACCAUUUCAUUACCCAUUUUUUGGCAUGGAUUUUUCUGUUAUGGGAGAUAACAUUGUGUACGAAUGAGAGCAUGGUUGAUUUUAGAGAUUUGGUUUGCAUAUGGACAUUUUGUAACUUCAUUUGUGGGCCUGUAACCGUAGGUAUGGACGUCUGGAUUUGGGUACCGUAUGGACGUCUGAUUAUAAAGAUUUUGAUGUUUAGUACAAGUGUUUGCCAUUUUGGGAUCCUUAUGCAUGCUGUGGGGAAUUAUAGUUUGUGAGUUUGUAUGUGGGUAAUUAUGCAACUCUGAAAUUAUGUCAGUUCAUUUUUUUUAGUAGCUAUCGUAAUGUUAAUUAAACUAGUUUGUACUUAGUUAAUGAAACAAACAUGAUUAGAAAGAAUUUGCUUGGGACUUAGUUAAUGAAACAAAGAAACAUUAUUAGAAAGAAUUUACUUGUGAGUUAGUUAAUGAAACAAACAUGAUUAACUUAAACUUAUAUUCUUUGGCACUGCAAUGCUUCAUCACAUCUUGUGUACCUGCAACGUAUAUGUCUAUUGUAUAGACAAAUAUAUCCUAUGAAUCUAGUCUCACUGAAGAAAGGCCCAUUAGCAAGUACUACUUUAUCUUCUUAUUUGUCUUUUCACAACGUAUAGAUGCGAUGGAGCAUAUUGAUGAGCAUUAUGAUCAGCAUCACCGUGCACGUGUCAUACGAGAGCAAAGAGAGGAUUUAAGACCCCUCAAACUUAGGUGCCACAAAGCGUCAACGAACGUCAUGCGUUACGAUGAGAGGUACACUGCUUACAUCUGGAGGACGGGGCUCCUUCCCUUCAUCAAUCUCGUGACCCGAUCGAUGCCUAGUAUGAACGUCGCUGCAAUCACAGCGCUUGUGGACCGGUGGAGGCCGGAGACGCACACCUUCCACCUUAGGACCGGUGAGAUGACCGUUACGCUGCAGGAUGUUUCAAUGAUCUAUGCACUACCCAUCGAGGGAUUCCGGUGUGCAUGAACACGGAUUCAUCAAACUGGCGCGAGCAGAUGGCGGCUCUUAUUGGGAGGGCUUCGGUGUCUGAAGACCCCAUUAAUGAUAAGAGUCCCGGCCGGCGCUACUUAUACUUGGAUCACGGAGAACUUCUCGCAGUGCCCCCCUGAUGCUGUAGAUGAAGUGGUUGAGCAGUACGCCAGCGUCUAUGUGUAGUAUGUCAUCACUAGGACCCUAUUUGCGGACGUCGGUGGCAGGACAGCCCAAUGGAUGUGGCUGAAGGCAUUGACUGUUUGGGACACGAAUUGGAGUUGGGGUACUGCGGCACUUGCGUACCUCUACCGACAUGUUUUUUUUCUGCACAGGCGCCAUUUUUAUGCUCGAUUGAAUGAAUAACUGAACCUUAUGCAUUUAUCUGCAGUUGGACGAUGCAUGCCACAGGACUGGUCGUGACAGCGACAUUGGCGGUCCUUUGCUGCUUCUCUCCGUGUGGAGCGGGGAGCGGUUCCCAGUAGGCCGGCCGAAGUCGGUGAAGUAUAAUCUCUGGGAUGAUAAUGGCGACCCCCUGCGCCGACCUACCUGGGCGUACAAAUGGGAUGUGGUUUCCGAGAGCAGUAGCGACACAACAAUUCUGUACAAGCAGUACACGAACGAGUUCGAUGCCCUCACCCUCACCCCUGAGCAGGUUGCAUGGGAACCAUACGGGUCUCGUGAUAAUUUUGCGGAGAAUUUCGAUUUAAUCCGAAGUGCUUGGAAGAAGACCAUCUGUGGACCAUGCGGUGCCCAUUGAUAUGUUUGUGGGCUGUUGAAUUUCAUUUGCCACAUUGUGUGAUGCAACAGUUUGGAUUGUUUCAAACCCACCCGCCCAAGUGGAAGCACACGGGCUACACGCUACACGAGCUUGACAGGAAGAAGGUUAAGAGGGACCAGAAGUGGGAUGUCACACAUAAAGAGCAUGUAGAAAAGUAUCUCCGCUGCGUUGAGAAGGCUAAGACAGCUCAAGGCUCCAAAGUAAGAUUGCAUUGCCCACUAGCAUUUAGCAAUUAUCUCAAGUGGUUUCUGGAUAACACUUGUGCGGACAUCACACCGGCGGCUUACAGCCGAGAUAUAUUGGAUCAGCCGUUGAUAUUCGAUGAGGUUGCCAACCUUGAAUACACAAGGCUUUUGAAGCAGGGGAGGCAAACAUAUUUUGCUCCUGUGCUCAACUUUGUGCGUGACGAGGUCAGGAAGGAAGCAGAUGACUUCGAGUCCAUUUUAGAAAGCACAACUAGGGGACAGGAGGGCGAGAAUACUGCACUUAGGGAGUUUGUGAAGUGACAAGGCCAACAGCUACGGCGGUUAGCCAACCUUAUGGGCUGUCGUGACCCAGAAUUUGUCUCACCGUCAAGGUCAGCUUCUCCCAAUAAUGAUAGCGAGCACACAGAAUCCUCUCAUCGUCAAGGUCAGCUUCUCCCAAUAAUGAUAGCGAGCACACAGAAUCCUCGACGGUUGCGCUACAAGAUGACCUGUCGAUGGAGGUAGCGGACGAUGACACGGCGUUAGGGGAAUGGCAACGCUCGGCGAUUAAACUGAAGCCUAGGAGGUCCUUCAGGCGUUACACCCCUUCAGAUUACGAGAAGAGGAGGAAGGCUAUAUUGGAUUUGACCGCUGAUGACGAAGAUGACGCUGAGGAGGAAGAUGACGUGGAGGUAGAACAGCCGGCAAGGCGGAAGGCCGUUGCAAAGAGGGCCAGAGGGGCAACAAAGACAAGGACAAAGUAGAUUACCUUUAUGGAGCUGUAAUGUCAUAAGCAUCAUACAAACAUAUUAUGGAGGUGUAAUAUCCGUAGCUAAGCAUUAUAUAAACUUGACUUCUGACACAAUUUAUGGCAUCUAAUUACGCGGCUUAAAUGUCAACUUUGGCCCCGUCCUUUUCAUAAAAUUC
Messenger RNA from Brachypodium distachyon (stiff brome), 3102 nucleotides. RefSeq names its product serine/threonine-protein phosphatase 7 long form homolog. The transcript has 7 exons. Bases 1954 to 2496 code for a protein of 180 amino acids. NCBI's taxonomy places the organism in Eukaryota, Viridiplantae, Streptophyta, Magnoliopsida, Poales, Poaceae. The record is from RefSeq and is a predicted model, not a curated record.